AUGGCACCGUCCAACGGCAAUCGUGUUCGGGAGCUCAGGGAUCGGAUCGAGCACUCGUCGUGGGGUAGUCUCAAUCAGGCAUCUACCGCAUGCAGCGAGCGCGAACUCGAAGUGAUCGAGAAGGGCUUAUGUAGCCGCGUCAGCGAGCUGGACCAAAGACUACAGAAGAGCACACGAUCAUCUACAACAUCCACUUCCGGACCACGCAGCGGCACGCAUGCGCACCAGAAUAUCAGAGACUCGGAUGAUGCUAGCUCAGACUCUGAUGGGGAGAAUGGAGAUAACGCUACCCAGUGUGUGGAACAGAGACAGCAGGAGCCGCCACAGCAAAUCGUCCAGCCAGACUCCGACCUCGAAAGGCGAGAGCAGGAACUUGGGUCAGCGCAGAAGAAUAGCGCGGAUAUUUCCGCAGCGCAUUACGAAUGCCAGCGCGAGAUACGGUCGCUUAAGGACAAGAUCCGAGCGCUCCAAGAGAAGAACGUCUGCCUCAAGGAGGCCGGUGCCGACCAGAAGCUACUCAUUAAGGAGACCAAAGACGAGAUUGAUGAAUUACGGAAGCAGCUUGAUGACUCCAAUGCCCGGGAGCGAGAGUUGACCAGAGAGCUGCACGAUGCGCAGCGCGCAGAGCGGAAGCUCAAAGAAGAACUUGAUGCAGCGCAUGAUCAGUCAGCAGAACGGGGUCGCGACUACGCCGGGAAACCAAAAGAGUUGGAAUCUGGGGAGCUGUUCCGCCUAGUAUCAAGACCUCACACCGGCGAGGGUGCAACCCCUGAACAGGCCGAACCUCCUUGGUUUCUUGAGAAUGCUAGCACUCGUGGCUCAUAUACUGCAUUCGUCCAGGGCAGUGAUACAAGUAAGUCAAACUGUUACCAGAAGCAAGAGCACGGGAAGUCCCACCAGGAGGCGCCUGGCAAUGACCGUCGGCAUCAAGAAUUCAGGAAGGGUCACGAGAAACAACGGGCACCAAAGAGUCGGAAACACAGAGCCCAGGUAACGGGAUUGAGACGCAGUCGAGUGGAUCCAUCAACCGUAGAAUUGAUGAUCGCUACCGCAACGUAG
Molecule: messenger RNA, 1059 nt
Organism: Anthostomella pinea
Lineage: Eukaryota; Fungi; Ascomycota; Sordariomycetes; Xylariales; Xylariaceae
Source: the annotation of a GenBank genome assembly